Messenger RNA from Gopherus flavomarginatus (Mexican gopher tortoise), 1046 nucleotides. RefSeq names its product unc-119 lipid binding chaperone B (gene UNC119B). The coding region runs from base 35 to 754 and encodes 239 amino acids. Gene Ontology annotation, cellular component: cilium. NCBI's taxonomy places the organism in Eukaryota, Metazoa, Chordata, Testudines, Testudinidae. Gene Ontology annotation, molecular function: lipid binding. The transcript is spliced from 5 exons. The record is from RefSeq and is a predicted model, not a curated record. Gene Ontology annotation, biological process: cilium assembly; lipoprotein transport; nervous system development.
AGGCGGCGGCCAUCUUGGCAGAGGUGGCGGGGCGAUGAGCGGCUCGAGGCCGAGGGUGGCGGCGCCAGGCCCCGAGAAGAAGCCGCCGCCGGGAAGCGCGGGGGUGCUGAGCCGGCUGCGGGGGCGGCGGGGCUCUGGGGACGCGGCGCCGCGGGCGGCCCUGCCCCGCUCAGAGUCGGAGCUGCUGGCGCUGGAGACCGUCCGGCCCGAACACGUCCUGGGGCUGGGCCGGGUCACGGAGAAUUAUUUAUGCAAACCUGAGGACAACAUCUACAAUAUCGAUUUCACCAGAUUCAAGAUCCGGGACCUGGAGACAGGGACAGUGCUGUUUGAAAUUGCCAAGCCUUCUGCUUCAGAGCAAGAUGAUGAGGACGAGGAUGACAGUGGAGAAGUGGACACCAGUGCAGGCCGCUUUGUUCGCUAUCAGUUCACCCCAGCAUUUCUCCGUCUCCGGACAGUCGGUGCAACAGUGGAGUUUACAGUGGGAGACAAGCCAGUGUCAAACUUCCGAAUGAUUGAGAGACAUUACUUCCGGGAUCGCUUGCUGAAGAACUUUGACUUUGAUUUUGGCUUCUGCAUCCCAAGCAGCAGGAACACAUGUGAACACAUCUAUGAGUUCCCCCAGCUCUCAGAGGACCUCAUCCGCCUGAUGGUUGAACACCCCUAUGAAACCCGUUCAGACAGCUUCUACUUUGUGGAUAACAAGCUGAUCAUGCACAACAAGGCUGACUAUGCCUACAACGGGGGACAGUAACCAUUGCGUUCAUGUCCACUGGAUGCUGUGCUAUCCCUAACCAUUCCAGACGUGUACAAAGGGAGGAGUGCUGCUGUCUCAUGCACCAGGGCCUCUUGCUGAACCUUUCCUUCACCCAUGGACUCAAAACAUGAAGCAAGAAGGCUGAGGUGGCAGUUUGUGACAGUAAAGGAAAUCUCCCUGCAGCAGUCCUCUCCCUGGCAUUCUUAGGUAUCUUGCCUCUGGCUUUCUCUCUGUUUCUGAUGGUACCUUGUUUAGGUUUCGGAUCAGGAAAUCUAAGGCUCUGCUAGCA